Molecule: messenger RNA, 5525 nt
Organism: Mya arenaria
Lineage: Eukaryota; Metazoa; Mollusca; Bivalvia; Myida; Myidae
Exons: 30
Coding region: 87-3680 (1197 amino acids)
Source: RefSeq, a predicted model, not a curated record
CUUUCAUGCAGAGCUAACAAAUUCCAUAGUCUGCUAAGUUUUGGAAUUGCAUUUCACUCUAUUUCAGUGUAUAGAGUGAUGUAGCAAUGGCGGAAUAUGUUGCUAAACUUGGCAGUAACAUUUCCUCGGAAGAAGAAGUAUUGACUCUACAGCAGCUUCACUCUGCCCUGUCUGCAAUCAACCACAACUCCGGAUCUGACCAUAAUCUCACAGGCGUAGCUGAACAUAACAUUGAAUUGUUUGGAGAGGGCAAUCCGUACCACACAGCCUCAGUCAAUGAUCUCUGUCCAAGUCAGGCCAUUCUUGACAGGUUCACAUGCUAUGUGUUUGAGCGGCGGUUUGGUUGGUCAGAAACAGACACAGAGGAUGGUAGGAGGGUACGACACAUGUCAUGCUCUGGCGCCACCAUGUCGGCAGGGAGCAGUAAACAGAAAUCUGCUCUCAAUACUAUGCUGGACUGUCUUCUGAAAUGGUUUCUUCAUCAAGAAAUGGAUUUGAGACUUUUGCAGGCUUUGAAAUAUACAAUAGCACAAACCUCAAACCUGCCAGUGGUAAGAAACCGAGCUGUGAUUCACUCCCUGGAUUGGUUUAAACUAAACCAUGAAUCUCUCUGUGAUGACACUGUCUUUAAGCAAAUACAUGAUGUUGUUGUGUUGUCUGUCACGGACGUUUGGUCAGCUAUUCGAAAUGCAGCAACAUCUAGACUAUCCCAUAUCUCCGCAGCCUUCAACAUCCACCAUGUACAACAGCUGUUUGAAUCUCUAGUCAAGAUCUGUGAGAAGGAGGAAAGUUGGCAGAAAAAGGAAGGAGCAAUCAUGGGAAUCAAUGCCAUAUUACAGAGGUUUUUGAACAGAUCAAGCCCCAAGUCACCCAUGUCGUCUCCUAGAGUUCUGGAUGCAGAAAAGCAGGAGAGGGCAAUACCGGAGUUUAUAAGUGGGCGUAUCCAGUCUGUGGUGUUUGAUCUGUUAUCCCACUCCCAACUCACAAUCAGGGAACAUGCCGCCAAGACUCUUGCCACUUACAUUACCUGUUCCAGUGUUGACGAUGCGAUCAGUACCCUUAACGAUGUGGUUCAAAUACUCAGAAGCUACUCUAAAAAUACUGAGGUGCCCAUAGGCCUUGUGAUGUUGUUACAGAGCCAUUCAGGAAAGUUUGUGGAUGACUAUGCUGCCGAGGGCUUCCUUGGAGUCUGCAUCUUUCUUGUCAAGGUGAUUCCUCUGAGUUGCUUGUUGCCAUCCUGGCCUGAAUACAUCUCCACAUUCCUGCUGUAUCUCUCUCACCCAGCGUCUACUGUGCGACAGGCAGCUUCUUCUGUCUUUAAAUACCUUGUGGUAAAGAGCAGCCACAGCGUGGUGAUACUCAAGCUGUUGCUACAAGCUCUAGCCAUGGGUUGGAGCCCGGACACUGACGCUAUGACCCAGGAAUGUGAGCCACAGUCUACCUCCGUGGGGAAACCCUCUCCUUCAGUCUGCCAGUACACAGGUUCGAACCUGAGUGACUCAUGGGAGGGCCGCGAGGGACGAAUGUUUGCCUAUGAGCUGAUAUUCCGAUACCUCAUCAAGAACCAUUGGCUGUACACUUUUGGGCCUGCUGGGGCGGGCCUCCAUUCUGACCCUGCUGUUAGUAAAGAUGGACCUGGUGGUGUGUCAGACCAUGCUGAUGUAAAAAACAGUACAGAGAAUGAACUGUUGUCCAGUACUCCUAACCAGUUUGGAAUGCAUCAUGUUGAAUCUGAAAAGUCUUUAGCUUUUGAACGUCGUAGAAAUUGGCGUCAGGUAAGAUUUCUUACUCAGACAGAGUUAAAAGAAGAUACCGGCAUUGUAACACACGCUGGAGGAAGGCUUGGAAGGUUACAGAGUACUGAAACAGACCAGCUAUCCAGAAGUCCUCACAUGUCUCACUCCCCGGGGGCGGGGCUUGGGGGAGGGGCCGGUUUACCUGGAGGGAUGGGGCUGGCCCAAUACGAUCUCUCCUGCUCCCUACUCACCCAGGCCCAGCUACUGGAGGGGGCGUGGCAGGGUGCGGAGAGUAACCCUGCACACACAGGGGUCGACCGACAGGAGACACAGCUGAGGAGGCUCUCCCAGCUGCUGGAGAACAACAACAACAGAAACAGUAUGUGUCGGUGUGGCUGGAUGGAGAAGGAGUACCUGCAGGACAUGUCUCGUAUACUGAAGGUCAUCCUGUACCAGACCGCUGAGUGUCUCGGUCAUGCUCAGUGGGAACUCAGGAGGAUAGCCAAUCAGGUCCUGCCUUGUCUUGGCGAGGUGAUACGCUGGUACGACAUUAACCUCCUCGUCUCUGUGUGGAACAGCUACCUUAACGUUGCCAUGCCGACAUGUCUGAUGACCUUCACCUCUGUUCUGCUUCUCAAGGAGUCGGUGAUACAUGCCGUCAAACUGCUACCACUGUUACACAAACCCCCACACUCAUGGCAGGACCCUGAGAGAUGUCGGGAGUGCUUGUCACAGAUAACGGGGACAGUUAAGCACCGUGUCUCCGCCUACCUGCCCCACCUACAGUUCCUGGUUUCCCGACUGUCAUGUGAUCGGCUGUCUGUUCAGGCGGCAGAUGUUAUUCUCAUGGCAUAUGAGCAUCUCAGGAUCACCUCAGAUAAGAAGUUCCAACAUGUCCAUACAGUGUUAAAAAUGUGGCGUGAGAUAUUCCACGGUGCCCACCCACAGACCAGGAUCAGCCUGGAGCUACUACACACAGACCCUUCUCAACCCUUUCAAUCACCUUUUGAGGGAUACCUUAGUUGCUGUCUGGUGAAACCUGACAAUAAGACACAGUGUGCCAAGCAGGUGGAGAAGCACCUUGUGACUGAGAUGUACAACCGUUUCUCUGUGUUUGUGUCCAGCCUGCCGGUGGAAGACCGACUGUCUGUGACACCCAUCCUGGCACACUAUAUCGGGCAGUUUGAAGAAGAUACCCACAUCAGUAAAGCUAUGCUUGAUUGUUUACAGAGCCAUGCUGGUGACCUGAUGAAAUACCACAAUGAGCAUACAAGUGAGGAAAACCGAGCGUUUGUCACAAAAUGUGUCCUUAGUACUCUUAGGGAGUUGGCUGCAGUCAUAACUCUGAAGAGUGUGGAGUUGAGCCAGAUACAGAGAGUGCUUAGCAUCUACGGGGAGGUGUGUCCGUCCGUCUGCCUGUCCCAACAUCUACCAACGCUACUGUCCGGCAUCGCAGCAAGGCUAAAUGAGACAGUGGAGUUCAGCUUGCAUGUUGAAACACCAGCCUACCAGGUGGGCGGGGAGAAUGAGGAUCUCUCCCUUCUUUCCAACGACAUCCCGGCCACUGAGCCACCCAGUGUUGAUACUUCAGACUCUGAGGAGGAUCUGCACGCAGUUGGGUCCCCUAGUAAGCGUUUUCGGGAGAGCCUGACACUGAACACUAGUAACAACAGUGGAAGCCUGAGUGGGCGGCUGAGUUCAUUGAGUGCCCACAGUGUGGAUGGGGAGGGAUCGGUGACGCCCGAGGGAGGGUCUGGAGAUGAGGAGACCAGCUCCGACUGGGACAGCUGGGAUGAAGAGGAGGAGGGUCAGUCAGCAUUUGGGGAUACCUUUGCUGUCUUCUUGGGAAAACUCCAGAAAUCAAGUACAAGAGACUUUCAAGCAGAGCUGAAACAAUUACCAAUCAAGCAGCGGACAGUUAUAUUGAACUUGCUGAAAAACUAAAGAGAGAGAGACACAGACCUGCUCAAUUUACAUCAGAGAGACACAAAAGUGCUUACAUGAAUGUCAACAAUACACAAAACUACCGGAACUAGCAAGUACAUCAGAGAAACACAAAUUGCUUACAUGUAUGUAUAUCAAAGAGACAUAAAAAUACUUAAAUGUACAUCAGAGAGACACAAAAAUGCUUACAAAUACAUUGGAGAGGCACCAAAUUGCCAAAGAGAGACAAGUGCUGGCAUGUACAUCAGAGAGGCAUAAAGCUGCUUACAUGUAAAUGCUCAAAGUAGUAUCCAGUAGAUUAGCUACAUCUAAUCAUGAUUCAUUUUUACAAGUCACAACUUUGUGAAAAUAGUUUUUAUAAUGAUAAGAAAAAGACAAAAUAAGUAACGAAACGGAAAAAAAAUAAAUUAAUAGUUACCAUAAGAGCAUUGUAUUUUCUACUGUAUGUACCAGUAGACCUAUGAACAAAGUACGCAAAAUGGUGUUAUAGCAUUAGAAAAUCUAUCUGUGUGCAUGGAUUAUAAAUUGAAGUAAAAUACAGGUUGUUGGUAAUAUAUUUAUUAUCUUAACCAUACAGCAUAAAAACACAUUGAAUCUCAUUGUUUCGCCCUAAAUGAUAUUAAAAAUAAAAUAAGUUCCGCACACAUUGCAUGAUUUGUGAAAUACUGUAAAUAGGGAUACUGAAAUUUUCUGUACGGGUAGAGGUCAGAAUUUGUCUGAAAUUCGGGUAUUUUUAACUGCAGAUUUCCGCAAGAAUUAAGCUUUGAUAAACAAACUUUAUGAAAAGAAUUGCCUCUUAUGUUAACUUUACAUAUGACUUGUUGAAUAGCAUUACUCUGUUAAAUGUGACUUGUUGAAUAGCAUUACACUGUCAUAAUUUUGUAAUGUAAAUAUAUGUGUAAAUAUGUACAUACAUCAGUCAUUGAAAUUAGACUUCUGGAUGAACAAGCCCGAAUUCAUAUACUAUAGCUUGGCAUCAAAUUUUUGAACAAGCCCUGCUAUAUAAAAUUCAGAAUUUGAGCAAGCCCGGAAGACAUUUUACCAGUGCAGGGCUUGCGGGCUUGUGUUAAAUUUGACCACUGAUGCAUGUAUGCUUGUUCUUAGCAUUGUAUCCCAAUCAUGAAAAUAGAAUUUAGUAUUAAAAUAAUUUAUAUAUUGUCAUGUCAGGUGGUAUUAAGAGCCACAAAUUCCACCAUAUUUUAAUAAUUAGAUGUAUACUAUUUAUUGUAUAGACAUGUAAAUUAUUGUAAAUAGUAAUCUGUGAUACUUGAUUCUCUUGCCAUAUAAUGGUUGUUUCUUGUAGGGACCAUACUUUGUAUUUCAAAGAAUAUCCAGAGAUUGACUCUUAAACCUAUUCUUUCAUGUCUUGUAUUUUGCAUUAAUUGUAAUGGUUACCGUAUAUAGCAUAUUCCUUUUGAAUGUUAAGGAGUUAGACUAGGAAGACAUGCUUUUUUGUCUUUCUGUAAAAAGCUUACUCUGGAAACUACUACAUGUAGUUCAAUGUUGGAGUGUAGUUCAAUGUUGGAGUGUAGUUCAAUGUUGGAGUGUAGUUCAAUGUUGGAGUGUAGUUCAAUGUUGGAGUGUAGUUCAAUGUUGGAGUGUAGUUCAAUGUUGGCAUGGCAUGUAGUUCAAUAUUGGCAUGUAGUUCAAUAUUGGCAUGUAGUUCAAUAUUGGCGUGUAGUUCAAUAUUGGCAUGGCAUGUAGUUCAAUAUUGGCAUGUAGUUCAAUACUGGCGUGUAGUUCAAUAUUGGCAUGGCAUGUAGUUCAAUAUUGGCAUGGCAUGUAGCUCAAUAUUGGCAUGUAGUUCAAUGUUGGCAUGUAGUUCAAUGUUGGAGUGUAGUUCAA